AUCCCACAAUGCCUGUCUCGGCGAGGAAAAGAAUAAACGCACAGUCAAAGGAGUCCUUAAAAAAAAGGUACAUUCUCCCUAAAAGCCGCUGCAGUUUUUCUUCUCACCGUCUAUGGCGAAGUUGAACUCGGACUCCGCUCUCUCCCGCCGCAUCGCCGUCUCCUUCCUUAACUUCCUCAACUCCGUUGAACCUGCACCUGGAGUAGAUAGCGAAGCGCUUGAGGUUGCUAGGGAAUGUUUGGCCGAGGUUUUUAAGAUUGAUCCCUCUCAAGUUGAGAGCCAGCGGAAUGGUGAUUCAUUAAUAGAUACAUUUCGUUCUCGGGAAGAAACUACGCUGAAUGGGAGUAAUAAUGUGGGAGCUUCAGAUGUACCUUCUACAUCAGAGGGUUCACGGUCGUCGGGUGAGGAUUUGACAAGAGAAGCUCAUUCACUUGGGGAAGAUGAACUUUUUGGGCAAUUUUUUGGUGCUCUGGAAAAGAUUCAUUAUUUCAAAAGCAUGCCUGAUGGAAAAGAUGAUCACGCACAGCUGGAUAGAGCAACACAUAUAUUUCAUAAUGCUGUGGAUGAAAUGCAAAAAUCAGGAUGCGAGAGAGAUGACCUGAAAAACUUGGCAGAGACAUUAAAAUCACAAGGUAACAAGGCGAUGCAGUCUAAACUUUAUAACGAGGCUAUUGAGCUGUAUACUUUUGCUAUCGCGCUAUGUGAAGAUAAUGCUGUUUACUAUUGCAACAGGUGCGGCAUAGUCCCACAUACUGAUUCAUGCAUUUUAUGUGAAACCUUGGUUGUGUCAGAGCUUCUAUCUUAAAAACCUAGGGACUAU
Messenger RNA from Olea europaea var. sylvestris, 820 nucleotides. RefSeq names its product small glutamine-rich tetratricopeptide repeat-containing protein-like. Gene Ontology annotation, molecular function: molecular adaptor activity; protein binding. The transcript has 6 exons. Gene Ontology annotation, cellular component: membrane; TRC complex. NCBI's taxonomy places the organism in Eukaryota, Viridiplantae, Streptophyta, Magnoliopsida, Lamiales, Oleaceae. The record is from RefSeq and is a predicted model, not a curated record. Gene Ontology annotation, biological process: post-translational protein targeting to endoplasmic reticulum membrane. Bases 113 to 805 code for a protein of 230 amino acids.